AUGGGGUUGGCGGCUGCGCGCCUGGUCCCCGCGGGGCUGCUGCUGGCCCUGGCGCUGCCCUCGGCCCUGAGCGCCGCUCCGCACCGGGACUACUGCGUGCUGGGCGCCGGGCCCGCGGGCCUGCAGAUGGCCGCCUUCCUGCAGCGGGCCGGCCGGGACUACGCGGUGUUCGAGCGCGCGUCGGCGCCGGGCAGCUUCUUCACGCGCUACCCGCGCCACCGCAAGCUCAUCAGCAUCAACAAGCAGUACACCGGCAAGGCCAACGCCGAGUUCAACCUCCGCCACGACUGGAACUCUCUGCUCAGCCACGACCCCCAGCUGCUCUUCAGACACUACUCGCGGGCCUACUUCCCCGAUGCCGGGGACAUGGUGCGAUACCUGGGUGACUUCGCGCGCCGGCUGGGGCUCCACGUGCUGUACAACACAACCAUUACCCACGUCACCCUGGACAAGGACCCGCAGGCUUGGAACGGCCACCGCUUCGUCCUGACCGACCACAAGGGUCAGGUGUACCAGUGCAGUGUCCUGCUGGUCGCCACUGGGUUGUCAGUCCCCACACUGAUUGACUUCCCUGGCUCCGAACAUGUGGAGGGUUACGAGUCCGUGUCCGUGGAUCCUGAAGACUUUGUAGGUCAGAGUGUGCUGAUCCUGGGCCGCGGGAACUCGGCCUUUGAGACGGCAGAGAAUAUCAUGGGUGUCACAAACUUUAUCCACAUGCUGAGCCGUUCCCGGGUACGGCUCUCCUGGUCCACCCACUAUGUCGGAGAUGUCAGAGCCAUCAACAACGGGCUGCUGGACACCUACCAGCUAAAGUCUCUGGAUGGGCUGCUCGAGGCAGACCUGAAAGAUCUGGCUCUCGUGAAGGACAGCAAGGGCAAGUUCCAUGUCACCCUAAAGUUCUUCCUGGGGGAAACCAAUGCCAGCUGGAGUGCCGAUUCUGUCCGCCUCCCUGAGGAUGACAGUGACAACUUCGCCAUGCGUGUGGGCUACGACCGAGUCAUCCGCUGCCUGGGCUGGAAGUUCAACUUCUCGAUUUUCGACCAGUCCCUCAGACUGUCCUCGGAGAAUGAGUUCAACAAGAAGUACCCACUGAUCAAAGCGAGCUAUGAGUCCAAAGGAAGCCGAGGUCUCUUCGUCCUGGGCACUGCCAGCCACUCAGUGGACUACCGGAAAUCUGCUGGAGGUUUCAUCCACGGCUUCCGAUACACAGUGCGUGCUGUCCACCGUCUCCUAGAGCAUCGUCACCAUGGUGUCACCUGGCCGACCACAGAGCACCCCAUCACACAGCUGACCAGCUCCAUCAUCCGGCGUGUGAACGAGGCUUCCGGGCUGUACCAGAUGUUCAGUGUGCUGGCCGACAUUAUCCUGUUGAAGGAGAAUGCCACCACAUUUGAGCACCUGGAGGAGUUCCCCAUGCAGAUGCUGGCCCAGCUGGAGCCCCUCACCGGCAGGACAGCCCAGCAUGGACUCUUCGUCAUCAGCAUGGAGUAUGGCAAAAACUUCUCUGGGCCUGGCAAGGACGUCUUUUUUUAUGAACGGUCCGUGGGGCACACGGAAGACGCCUGGCUGUCUAAUUUCCUCCACCCUGUCAUCUACUACUACAAACAGCUCCCCACUGAGCAAGAAGUGAGGUUCCGGUCCCCACACUGGCCCCUGCCACGACCCACCGCCAUCCACCACAUUGUGGAGGACUUCCUGACUGACUGGACCGCCCCGGUGGGGCACAUCCUCCCACUGAGGCGCUUCCUGGAAAACUGUCUGGAUACGGACUUGAGAAACUUCUAUGCAGAAUCCUGUUUCCGGUUCGCCCUCACGCGCCAGAAGCUGCCCCCCUUUUGCCAGCAGGGGUAUCUGCAGAUGCAGGGGCUUGCAAUCACUGAGAGCCUUCAGCAGCACGGUGUGGAGAGCAAGCUCUUGCAGAACUACGCUGCCGCCACCGAGAGCAGCAGCCAGCGGACUAGUGACCGCGCCUUGGCUCCAGGGCCUCGGGCCCAGUCCCUUGACAGCGACAAGGAGGAACUCUGAGUGUCUCCUCCCAGGCUGUGGGCACAGUGUCCAGCACCUCCUCAGGCCCAUGGUUGGUGCCCCACUUUCUGAACAGCCUCUCUCCCACCCGUCCUGACUGUAACGGGAAGUGCACCAGGGCAGCCCGCAGAAUGUGCAAGGCCGGGCUAAGGCCACACAGUGGCCUCCUGUCUUGUACUGGUCAUGCCUGGGUUAUGGGUCAUGGGGUUGGUAGAAAGGCACCUUCUGACAGACGUGAGCUGCUUUCUGUAGCCAGGUCAUCUCCAGCUACACCUUCACUGAGCACCAGGCUAGCCGUUGUGCCCCCUUCUGGGCCACUCUGCAGGUGGGCCCACAUCCCACUGAGAGCACCCCACAGCCACAGCCCGCCUCACCUCCACAGCAGACAGGUUAGAGCAGAAGUUUCAUGUCCACAGCAGCGAAGUGGACAGGUGAGGUCACUGUCCCCCAGCUACCACAGAGGGAAGUUAGUUGAAGUCCCUCCCAGGCCCCCCAGCCUGGAAGGCCUGUCUCUGUGCCAUUCUUUCCACAGUGCCUGGCACUGACUCUCAAAGAACUCAGGGGUCCAGUCUGGCUGCUUAUCAAGGCCCAGAGGACUUGCACAGAACAGAGGCAGGAAGUCAGGCCAUCUGUCUAUCCAGUGUCCCCAGGGCAGUGUGAGCUGCCUUGUUCCCAGGGGUUAGCCUCUGCGCUCCUCUCCCUCCCUGCCCUGUGCCAUCCUGAGCCACACCUUGAGCCUUGCUCAGGACCUGCCCCAUCUGGCUUAGGGUGGCAGUGUUCCUGUGCCCUGCUGCCUUAUAAGUGGUAACAUCCAAAAAUUCUUUUAUUUGGUCAUGGUAAAUUCAGCUCUCAGUGACCUUGCUGUUCAGCUCCUCUUCCUCCUCACCAGAGUCCUGGUUGCUGUCCCACCAGGUGUUUAUCCCCUUUCCAGAAGAAGCCAAGGCCUACAAAAGGGACGUGGCAGUCACGUGAUUUCCUGUGACAAGAGAACAGAGGAGAUGGAUUUUGUCACCUGCCCCCACUCAUUGGGUCCACUCAGAUGUCCAGGGCCAUGACUCUCUGGAACCAAAACCCCUUCCUUGGAACAUCUUGGAAGAGUCUUGAAAGGUCCAAACCCUUUAGCCACCUGGGCCACCUCCAAUGUGUGCCUGCGGCCCGCAGGACAAACCCAGCCACCUUGUGCUGCCAGGAUGAGUGGUGUAGGCCAGAAACUUCUGAAUGAAAUGUCUCCCUAUUCCUAGGAUGCCAGAUUCACUGUCUUUCAUGUGGAUGGUUGGUAAGCCAAAAUUGGAUCCUGUUGUUCCCCCCUAAUGUUUCCAAAGCACUUUUAAAUGAAUCUUGGAGUUAACACUGUACCGUGAAAUUGAAUCCUGCCCCUCACGUCUCUCACACUGAGGCUGGCUGUGCCCUUUGUUCCAACACAACUUCAAGGUGCUGUAGCAUGAGGUUGGCUGGCGCCCAAGUGUGUGGCAUCUGCUGCCUUCCAGUCCUCUGACAAAUCUUUGGUUCCAUCCAGGUGUCAGGAGCCUCGUUUGGUUUUAACGUGAAGCAUUCCAUCCUUGCUCAUUCACCAGGGGUGACGUCUCUGUACCUAGCUUAUUGUGUCAGUUUUAAAGAAAAGGUUAAAAGUAUGGUAAGCUGGGUGUGGUGGUAUGUGCCUAUAAUCCCAGCAUUAUGGAGGCUAAGGCAGGAGGUUCAAGACCAACCUGGGUUACAUACAGAAUUACAGGACAGCUUGAGCAAGACCCUGCCUCAAAA
Messenger RNA from Jaculus jaculus (lesser Egyptian jerboa), 3783 nucleotides. RefSeq names its product FAD dependent oxidoreductase domain containing 2 (gene Foxred2). Bases 1 to 2025 code for a protein of 674 amino acids. Gene Ontology annotation, molecular function: flavin adenine dinucleotide binding; monooxygenase activity. NCBI's taxonomy places the organism in Eukaryota, Metazoa, Chordata, Mammalia, Rodentia, Dipodidae. The record is from RefSeq and is a predicted model, not a curated record. The transcript is spliced from 8 exons.